GGGGCGGGUGGUGUUCAGAGGAAUGAUUAGCCAAGCUGACUUCUAUGUGCUGUUUACACUGAGAGACAGACAGGGUGAAAGAUCACGUUGAAAUUUGUCAGUCACAGUCGAGGUUCAGUGGCAGUCCAAGUCCAGGAAAAGGAUAUCAAAGCAUAUGGAUCCGUUCACUGCGACAACUGCAAGCGCGGCUAUACAGCAAGUCGCAAAGUUUUUAGGGUGCAAACCGACCUCAUUUGAAGUUGCCAAAUUCCUUGAUGACCACGAUGAUUUGCGUCACCUGCGUGAGCAAUUUCUCAUUCCAAAAGUGUCACAAUUACCACCGUCUGACCCCGCUCUGGUUGACGGCGCCGAGGAGUGCCUCUACUUUGUGGGGAACUCAUUAGGGCUGCAGCCAAAACUGGCCAGACAGUACCUGGAGGAAGAGCUGGAGAAAUGGGCACAGAUGGGAGUGCACGGUCAUAUGGAGGGCUCUCGUCCUUGGGCCUGGGCAGAGAACAACAUCGAACAGCUCAUGGCCAACGUCGUAGGUGCUAAGCGAGAAGAAGUAGCCCUGAUGAACGGCCUGACGGUCAACCUUCAUCUUUUGCUGCUUUCCUUUUACAAACCGACAACGGAACGACACAAAAUUCUUUUAGAGGACAAGGCCUUUCCCUCUGACCAUUAUGCUGUGGAAUCUCAAAUCUCCCUGCGAGGUUUCGACCCGGCGAAAAGCAUGUUGCUGAUGUCACCUAGAGAGGGCGAGCACACGUUGAGGACGAAGGACAUCCUGAGUGUGAUUGAAAAGGAGGGCGAUUCGAUCGCCGUUAUUCUCUUCAGCGGAGUGCAGUAUUACACCGGACAGCUCUUUGACAUGGCCGCCAUCACCAAGGCCGGCCAGGCCAAGGGCUGUUACGUGGGCUUCGACUGCGCACACGCGGUGGGGAACGCGGACCUGCGUCUGCACGACUGGGGAGUGGACUUUGCCUGCUGGUGCAGCUACAAGUAUGUGAACUCUGGGGCAGGAGGGUUGGCAGGUGCUUAUAUCCAUGAGAGACAUGCCCACACAAUCAAACCAGCAUUGACAGGGUGGUGGGGGCAUAAUUUAAAGACACGAUUCCAAAUGGAUAACCACAUGGACCCAAUACCUGGAAUUGGCGGAUUCAGAUUGUCAAAUCAACCUAUUCUUCUGGUGUGUCCACUACAAGCAAGCUUGGAGGUGUUUAAUAUGACCAACAUGAAGGCCCUGCGGAGGAAGUCCCGCCUGCUGACGGGUUACCUGGAGUACCUGAUCACGCACUACUACACCAAACAGGAGGACGCGCCGCACAAGCCCUACGUGGACAUCAUCACCCCGGCCAACCCCGAGGAGAGGGGCUGCCAACUGUCCCUGUCCUUCUCCGUACCCAUACGCGCCAUGUUCAAGGAGCUGGAGAAGAGGGGUGUGGCGCUUGACAUGAGGGAGCCCAACGUUUUGAGGAUUGCCCCGGCCCCUCUCUACAACUCCUUCUCAGACGUCCACCGCCUCAUCUCUGCUGUGGGAGCAGCACUGCAUGCUAGCAAAGAGCUUAGCCAGUGAUGCCUACAGCAUCCAACAGCCCUUCCUCCAGCCAGGUACACAGCAGGUGUUAUUGAAUCAUGGGAAAGAGAGUCUCUGUGAUGAAUCCAGUGCCAUAGCUGGGUUCAUUCCCCAGCCUUUUGUGCUUGGCUUUUAAACACAACGCAUUGUCCCCUAGUGAAUUUACAGUAAUCUCUCAGGUCAGGGUUUGACCUUAACAGGGAAGCUACACCAGGUGCGCAACUGAAGCGCUGGAUUUGCUUAGUGUAAAAAUAGUUUUUACAAGACUGGUCUAAUAUUUCGAACAUACGCACCACUAUCAUAUCUGGUGUAACCGGUAACCAGUUCUACUGACACAGUGGAAGCUACUGUAAUUGUUGCUGCAGACACAAUGUAAAUGCAACACUUCAGUUACGUUGCCAGUGUAGCUCCCCUGUACGGUCUCCCUAUAGUUUGGGUGUGAAUCUAUGCUGGUCAGCUGCUAAUUCAAGAUCAGUUCAGGUUUCAAACUAGCCGUGCUGAAUGUCAUAGGAUCGAUUCCUAUUGAUUACAGUGAUGAAAUGUAUAACUUCUCUGUGUUGUAAGUGUCUACUGAUACAGAGGUGUACUGAUAAUGCCAGCAUAGUGCCAAGAGACUAUUGAUAUGUCUACUCUACUACAUAACCAAAUAUGCCUGUAACCUCACUGACAAGGUGCUGUUCUUUAUCUAAUUCCGCAUACAUACUGUGGCCCUGUAUAUAUUUUCAGCUUGUUGGAUUAAACAUUAAAUGUUUACAGCAUAACGCACAACAUA
Messenger RNA from Sardina pilchardus (European sardine), 2327 nucleotides. It is a transcript of the gene kynu, whose product is annotated as kynureninase. The transcript is spliced from 14 exons. Gene Ontology annotation, cellular component: cytoplasm. NCBI's taxonomy places the organism in Eukaryota, Metazoa, Chordata, Actinopteri, Clupeiformes, Clupeidae. Bases 155 to 1555 code for a protein of 466 amino acids. Gene Ontology annotation, molecular function: kynureninase activity; pyridoxal phosphate binding. Gene Ontology annotation, biological process: NAD+ biosynthetic process. The record is from RefSeq and is a predicted model, not a curated record.